UCUGUCUUUCUCCCUCUUUGUCUCUUCCCAUCCCUCUCUCUGACAGGUGACUCCCGCCAUCUCUCAGAGCUGAGGAUUGUGCUGCUGGGGGGAAGACGUGCAGAGAAGAGUUCAUCAGGAAACACCAUCCUGGGCAGAGAGGAGUUUGACCUGAGGACAGCUGCUCAGUGUGUGAAGAGACAGGGAGAAGUAGCAGGGAGGCAGGUCACUGUGGUUGACACUCCAGGAUGGCGGUGGAAUCUCCCUGUAGAGAGGACUACUGAGCUGGUUAAACAAGAGAUAGUACACAGUGUGCCUCUGUGUCCUCCAGGACCACAUACUCUCCUCCUGGUUAUAGACUUGAGUGACUCAUUCAGAGAGGACGAGAGAAGAUCAGUAGAGGGACACCUGCAGCUUCUCAGUAAGAGAGUCUGGAGUCACACUAUAGUGCUGUUCACUCGUGGGGACCGUCUGGGAGACACAACCAUUGAGCAGCACAUUGAGACAGAAGGGAAAGCCCUCCAGUGGCUUGUUGAGAAAUGUGGGAACAGGUAUCAUGUCCUCAACAAUGAGAACAGGGAUGAUGACACUCAGGUCACUGAGCUGUUGGACAAGGUGGAGGAGAUGGUGGCAGGAAACAGAGGAGGUCACUAUGAGAUGGACAGAGAGAUCCUGGAGAAGAUGGAGGAGAGGAGGAGGGCAGAGGAAGAGGGAGCACAACAGAGGCGGAUGAAGGUGCAGGAACAGAGAGAGACUCUCAGAUCACUAAUGAGUGACUCCCUCCAUCUCUCAGAGCUGAGGAUUGUGCUUCUGGGGGGGAGAAGUGCAGGGAAGAGUUCAUCAGGAAACACCAUCCUGGGCAGAGAGGAGUUUGAUCUGAGGACAACUGCUCAGUGUGUGAAGAGACAGGGAGAAAUAGCAGGGAGGCAGGUGAUUGUGGUCGACACUCCAGGAUGGUGGCGCAAACUCCCUAUAGAAUGGACUACAGAGCUGGUUAAACAGAAGAUAGUACACAGUAUGUUUCUGUGUCCUCCAGGACCACAUACUCUCCUCCUGGUUAUAGACUUGAGUGACUCAUUCAGAGAGGACGAGAGAAGAUCAGUAGAGGGACACCUGCAGCUUCUCAGUGAGAGAGUCUGGAGUCACACUAUAGUGCUGUUCACUCGUGGGGACUGUUUGGGAGACACAACCAUUGAGCAGCACAUUGAGACAGAAGGGAAGGUCCUCCAGUGGCUUGUUGAGAAAUGUGGGAACAGGUAUCAUGUCCUCAACAAUGAGAACAGGGGUGAUGACAGUCGGGUCACUGAGCUGUUGGACAAGGUGGAGGAGAUGGUGGCAGGCAACCGAGGAGGUCAUUUUGAGAUGGACAGACAGAUCCUGGGGAAGAUGGAAAUAUGGAGAAGAACAAAAGAAAUGCGGGCGAAACAGAGGGAGGCUAAGGUGAUGAAGCACAGAGAGACCCUCAGAACAUUCAUCAGUGACUCCCUCCAUCUCUCAGAGCUGAGGAUUGUGCUGCUGGGGGGGAGAGGAGACGGGAAGAGUUCAUCAGGAAACACCAUCCUGGGCAGAGAGGAGUUUGACCUGAGGACAGCUGCUCAGUGUGUGAAGAGACAGGGAGAAGUAGCAGGGAGGCAGGUCACUGUGGUUGACACUCCAGGAUGGCGGUGGAAUCUCCCUGUAGAGAGGACUACUGAGCUGGUUAAACAGGAGAUAGUACGCAGUGUGUCUCUGUGUCCUCCGGGACCACAUACUCUCCUCCUGGUUAUAGACUUGGAUGACUCAUUCAGAGAGGAACACAGAAGAUCAGUAGAGGGACACCUGCAGCUUCUCAGUGAGAGAGUCUGGAGUCACACUAUAGUGCUGUUCACUCAUGGGGACUGUCUCGGAGAUACAACCAUUGAGCAGCACAUUGAGACAGAAGGGAAGGCCCUCCAGUGGCUUGUUGAGAAAUGUGGGAACAGGUAUCAUGUCCUCAACAAUAAGAACAGAGGUGAUGACACUCAGGUCACUGAGCUGUUGGACAAGGUGGAGAAGAUGGUGGCAGGAAACAGAGGAGGCCACUAUGAGAUGGACAGAGAGAUCCUGGAGAAGGUAGAAGUGUGGAGAAAAUCAAAAGAAAUGCGAGCGAAACAGAGGGAGGCUAAGGUGAUGGAGCAGAGAGAGAUCCACAGAACAUUCAUCAGUGACUUCCUCCAUCUCUCAGAGCUGAGGAUUGUGCUGCUGGGGGGGAGAGGUGAAGGGAAGAGUUCAUCAGGAAACACCAUCCUGGGCAGAGAGGAGUUUGAUCUGAGGACAACUGAUCAGUGUUUGAAGAGACAGGGAGAAGUAGCAGGGAGGCAGGUCACUGUGGUUGACACUCCAGGAUGGUGGAGAUAUUUCCCUGUAGAGGACACUACUAAUCUGGUUAAACAGGAGAUAGUACACAGCGUGUCUCUGUGUCCUCCAGGACCCCACACUAUCCUCCUGGUUAUAAACUUGGAUGACUCAUUCAGAGAGGAAGAAGCCAGUUCUAUAGAGGGAAACCUGCAGCUUCUCAGUGAGAGAGUCUGGAGUCACACUAUAGUGCUGUUCACUUGUGGGGACUGUCUGGAAGACACAACCAUUGAGCAGCACAUUGAGACAGAAGGGAAGGUCCUCCAGUGGCUUGUUGAGAAAUGUGGGAACAGGUAUCAUGUCCUCAACAAUAAGAACAGGGGUGAUGACACUCAGGUCACUGAGCUUUUGGACAAGGUGGAGGAGAUGGUGGCAGCAAACAGUGGAGAUGUGUUUCACCCUCAGAUGGAUGUCAGUAAAGAAAUUAACUGGAGUUCUGAAGAGUAUCAGAUGUCACCACUGCCUGUGACAAAAGUCAGGAGUAUAGACAUCCCUCCGAACAUGAGUGGAGACAGCAGAGCUGAGACAGACUGUGAUUCUGGUUGGAAAUCUGAGGCUGGAUCUGAGGCUGGAUCACUGCUGACACCUGAGAAGUGGGGAGGUGGUAGAUCUGAUGUCCUGUCUCUGAGGAGCUCUGGCUACGGCUCCCAGACGUCCAGACCUUCUGGAUCUGCAGAGGAGCAGCUGCGUUGUGCAAGACUGGCGUUUGUGGAGCGAGUGUCCAAGCCUGUCCUGGAUUAUCUGCUGGAUGGACUUCUGCAGGAGAGUGUGAUCAACAAUGCCGAGAAAGAUGAAGCGAAGGUGGAGACACAGAGGGCAGAGAGAGCACGGGCCACCAUUGACAUGGUCCUGAGGAAAGGAGAUGAGUCAUGUUCUGUGAUGAGACGCCUCCUGUGUGAUAUGGACCCCUACUUAUAUUCAACACUUGGCUUUAAAUAAUGCUGAAUAGGAUGAAUUUAUAGCGAUUCUUCAACAAAAUGCUGGUAAAAUGUUUCAGUCUAGAAACUGAUUAGUGGCAUGUGUAAUGGCAUUUUUUGAUAUAGUUACUAAGAAUGUAUUUUUAAUAGACUGAGGUUGUGUUUAAAC
Messenger RNA from Osmerus eperlanus (European smelt), 3438 nucleotides. Its product is annotated as GTPase IMAP family member 8-like. Gene Ontology annotation, molecular function: GTP binding. Gene Ontology annotation, biological process: regulation of apoptotic process. Lineage: Eukaryota; Metazoa; Chordata; Actinopteri; Osmeriformes; Osmeridae. The annotation marks the transcript as partial. The record is from RefSeq and is a predicted model, not a curated record. The transcript has 6 exons.